Motacilla alba alba is the source of this 5600-nucleotide messenger RNA. RefSeq names its product glutamate ionotropic receptor kainate type subunit 2 (gene GRIK2). The transcript has 17 exons. The record is from RefSeq and is a predicted model, not a curated record. Lineage: Eukaryota; Metazoa; Chordata; Aves; Passeriformes; Motacillidae. Gene Ontology annotation, molecular function: kainate selective glutamate receptor activity; transmitter-gated monoatomic ion channel activity involved in regulation of postsynaptic membrane potential. The coding region runs from base 430 to 3156 and encodes 908 amino acids. Gene Ontology annotation, cellular component: plasma membrane; kainate selective glutamate receptor complex; postsynaptic membrane. Gene Ontology annotation, biological process: synaptic transmission, glutamatergic; modulation of chemical synaptic transmission; monoatomic ion transport.
UCCCCGCUUGCCGCCGCCGUCAGUGGUGCCCGGACGCCGGCUGCACCGCAGCCCGGGCUGUCCCCGGCGUCCUGCCACCGCCCUUCCUCCCCCGCCUCCGCCUUCCUCUCCCUCCCCGAUUCCCCUCCCGCAACUCAAGGUUUACUCGGCUGGACACUGUGUGUGUUUGGAUUUCUCAAGGAUUCUCCCCCGACUAACAUGGAUGUCCCACCAUUCCUUGCAGUUGAAGGUUGCUCCUUGGCGCAGUGAAUGAAGAACAUGCAGGGAUUGCUAAUGGGUUUGGGAAGCGUAGACUCUCUGCUCUCUCUGUGACCAUGCCGUGAUCGUGUCUGAGGGCCAUCAGUUUACGUAUCCUCGUUCUCACCCUACCGGGAAACCUGACGGCUUAGAAGGGGGAAGUAAGGCAGCGCGAGUGUGCAUAGAAACAUCAUGAAGAUUAUUUCCCAUAUUGUAACUAAUUCAGUCUUCAGAUGCACCAUUAGACUCCUUCUUUGCUUACUGUGGAUUGGAUAUUCUCAAGGAACCACACAUGUAUUAAGAUUUGGAGGCAUUUUUGAGUGUGUGGAAUCUGGUCCAAUGGGAGCAGAAGAAUUAGCCUUCAGAUUUGCUGUGAACACAAUCAACAGAAACAGAACUCUUCUGCCAAACACCACAUUAACAUACGACACACAAAAGAUAAAUCUCUAUGACAGUUUUGAAGCAUCCAAAAAAGCCUGCGAUCAGCUGUCCCUUGGGGUGGCAGCCAUCUUCGGACCAUCCCACAGCUCCUCAGCCAAUGCCGUGCAAUCCAUCUGCAACGCCUUGGGAGUUCCACACAUCCAGACCCGCUGGAAACAUCAGGUGUCAGACAACAAGGACUCCUUCUAUGUCAGCCUCUAUCCAGAUUUCUCUUCACUCAGCCGUGCCAUCCUUGACCUUGUGCAGUUCUUCAAGUGGAAAACAGUUACUGUUGUUUACGAUGACAGCACUGGUCUCAUUCGAUUACAAGAACUCAUUAAGGCUCCAUCACGAUACAACCUAAGACUAAAAAUCCGCCAGUUACCGGCUGACACAAAAGAUGCAAAACCAUUGCUAAAGGAGAUGAAAAGAGGCAAAGAAUUCCAUGUAAUCUUUGACUGCAGCCAUGAAAUGGCAGCAGGCAUCUUGAAACAGGCUUUAGCUAUGGGGAUGAUGACAGAAUACUAUCACUAUAUCUUUACCACACUGGACCUGUUUGCCUUGGAUGUGGAACCCUAUCGGUACAGUGGUGUUAAUAUGACUGGCUUCAGAAUUCUAAACACAGAGAACACCCAGGUGUCAUCUAUCAUUGAGAAGUGGUCUAUGGAGCGCUUGCAAGCACCACCGAAGCCUGAUUCAGGUUUGCUGGAUGGAUUUAUGACGACGGAUGCGGCGCUGAUGUACGACGCGGUCCACGUGGUGUCGGUGGCGGUCCAGCAGUUCCCGCAGAUGACCGUCAGCUCGCUGCAGUGCAACCGCCACAAGCCAUGGCGCUUUGGGACACGCUUCAUGAGCCUCAUCAAGGAGGCCCACUGGGAAGGCCUCACAGGCAGGAUAACUUUCAACAAAACAAAUGGCUUAAGGACAGAUUUUGAUUUGGAUGUCAUCAGCCUCAAGGAAGAAGGUCUUGAAAAGGUUGGAACUUGGGAUCCAUUGAGCGGCCUUAACAUGACAGAGAAUCAGAAAGGAAAACCAGCAAACAUCACAGAUUCCCUGUCCAAUCGCUCUUUAAUUGUCACUACCAUCUUGGAAGAGCCAUAUGUUAUGUUCAAGAAGUCUGACAAACCCUUGUAUGGAAAUGAUCGUUUUGAAGGUUAUUGCAUUGACCUCCUCAGGGAGCUGUCUACUAUCCUUGGAUUUUCCUAUGAGAUUAGACUGGUGGAAGAUGGAAAAUAUGGAGCCCAAGAAGAUGCCAGCGGACAGUGGAAUGGAAUGGUUCGUGAACUAAUUGAUCAUAAAGCUGACCUUGCAGUUGCACCAUUGGCAAUUACCUAUGUUCGUGAGAAGGUCAUCGACUUUUCCAAGCCCUUUAUGACUCUUGGAAUAAGUAUUUUGUACCGCAAGCCCAAUGGUACAAACCCGGGCGUCUUCUCCUUCCUGAAUCCUCUCUCCCCUGAUAUCUGGAUGUAUAUUCUGCUGGCUUACUUGGGUGUCAGUUGUGUGCUCUUUGUCAUAGCCAGGUUUAGUCCCUAUGAGUGGUAUAAUCCACAUCCUUGCAACCCUGAUUCAGACGUGGUGGAAAACAAUUUUACCUUGCUAAAUAGUUUCUGGUUUGGAGUUGGAGCUCUCAUGCAGCAAGGUUCUGAGCUCAUGCCUAAAGCCCUCUCCACCAGGAUAGUGGGAGGCAUUUGGUGGUUUUUCACACUUAUCAUCAUUUCCUCGUACACUGCUAACCUAGCCGCCUUUCUGACAGUGGAACGUAUGGAGUCCCCUAUUGAUUCUGCUGACGACUUGGCCAAGCAGACAAAGAUAGAGUAUGGGGCAGUUGAAGAUGGAGCUACCAUGACUUUUUUCAAGAAAUCCAAAAUUUCCACUUAUGACAAGAUGUGGGCCUUCAUGAGCAGCAGGAGGCAGUCAGUACUUGUCAAAAGUAAUGAAGAAGGUAUCCAACGCGUGCUUACCUCUGAUUACGCAUUUUUAAUGGAGUCGACAACCAUUGAGUUUGUCACACAGAGGAACUGUAACCUAACACAGAUUGGAGGCCUGAUAGACUCCAAAGGUUACGGCGUUGGAACUCCCAUGGGCUCUCCAUAUAGAGACAAGAUCACUAUAGCAAUUCUUCAGCUGCAGGAAGAAGGCAAGCUCCACAUGAUGAAAGAGAAAUGGUGGAGAGGCAAUGGUUGCCCAGAAGAGGAAAGUAAAGAGGCCAGUGCUUUGGGAGUUCAAAAUAUUGGAGGAAUCUUCAUCGUGCUGGCAGCAGGAUUGGUGCUUUCUGUCUUUGUGGCAGUUGGGGAGUUUUUGUAUAAAUCAAAAAAAAAUGCCCAGUUGGAAAAGAGGUCCUUCUGUAGUGCCAUGGUAGAGGAGCUAAGGAUGUCUCUGAAGUGUCAGCGUCGAUUAAAACACAAGCCACAGGCCCCUGUUAUUGUGAAAACAGAAGAAGUUAUCAACAUGCACACAUUUAACGACAGAAGGUUGCCAGGCAAAGAAACCAUGGCAUAGAGCUGGGAAGCCAAAUACCCCAAGCACAAACUGUCGUCUUUUUUCCAAACAACCUUGCGAGAAUGUUUCCUGUGGAAAUAUGCAACAAGUGCAAAAUAAAAUGAGUUACCUCAUGCCGCUGUGUCUAUGAACUAGAGACUCUGUGAUCUCAGCAGUUGCAAUGGCCAGACUCGAAUCACAAGCAUCAUGGAUCAACCAAGUUAUGCAGGGUUACACUGUUUGUCAUGGGUUUCCGCCAUUCUGAAUGAAUGAAUGUUCCAUGUGAGUUUUGUGGCUGGUUUCAAAUGCAGUCUCAGUGAGAAGUUACAGGUUCCUUUAGAAGUUCAACGGUUGCCAGAAAAGGGAGAAUAAAUACCGAAGAUGAUACAAACUGCAGAAGGAGUCUAGUAAAAGUAAUGUCUCAGAACUGUAGUGGAACAAGAAACCAUAUGUUCUUCUGAACUUCCCAGCACAGAAAAGUUGGUAACUGCUGGUAGACUGAAACUACCAUCUGGACAAGGCGAUGUGGAUGUGAUCUUCCUGGAUCGAAGAAAUGUCAAAAGUGAAGAAACAUGAAUGCCAUGAAUAGAAGUAAAAACAUGAGGAUGCUCACCUGCUUUUUUUUUUUUUUUUGACUGUUUGUGACAAUGAACUAAGUAAAUAAAUAAGAAUUACAAAAAAAAAAUAAAUUAACUGGGUUGGAACUUUGAUCUAAAAAACCAACAAAAAUAUUUCCAGAAUUUUGACCCGAUUUUUAGAUGAAUGAAACUUUCCUUAGUACAAAGGAAUGUAUCUGACAAACUUUAAAUAUAAGCAAUUGAUUUUCUUUUCUAUAAUUGUGAAAAGAGGGAGGGGGGUGGGAAGCAGUGUAUUUCACACAUACAGGGCUUGCAUUUUAGCCUGAAUGGGUUUUGAAACACUUGUUCCUGCUACUAAUUGAACUCAAUGGAGCCUGUGCGAUUCUCGCUAAUGUUGGAAGAGGGAUGGGUCACUUAAAAGAAGUGAAUGUCAAGAACUUAAAGGAGGACUGCAUUUUUCAAUACAGUCACAGUACUAAAUGAACAAUAUUCUUGAGCAGUUUUUUUUUUCCAAAAAAAAAAUGUUCAGGUUUAUUUGUGGAAAUGCAAGAUUUCUAUGAAAAUAGUUUUUGUAUGGAAAUUUUUGUAAUACUUUUUAUCAACAAAAUAAGAACAUGUGUUUCCGUCAGGGGUGUGAUGCCAAGCAUGAGUGGUAGUGUGUGCGCACCACCAACGUUUGGUGAAAACUAUUUUUAUCAUGAAAAAGGAAUCUUAGAAGAGACAUAUUUUCAAGUUAUAUAAUAUAAAAAAAAUAGGUGCACUACCACCACUGCUUGCCAUGCUACACCCCUGGUUUCCACUAAGCUGAUAACAUGUUGUCAUGAACAAUUGUGUGUAAAUGGUAAAAGACACAGACCUCUUGACCACAUUGUGAUAGAAGUUAAUAUGCACUCAGUUUGCUGUUUGAAUCCAAUGCACAAAAUUAAAAAAAAAAAAGAAAAAAAGAAAAAAAGAAAGCAUUAAAUUUAUGUCAGUUUAGUUGGUUUGGUUUUGCUGCGUGAUUUGAGCAACAUAUGUGCAGUACUUUGUGUCAGUACUGGUACUUAGCUUCAGCUUAGUGCCCUAUCCUGAUGAUUCUUGCCACUAAAUUUGUGACAAGAGAGUUGGCUGGGAUUUCUGACAGAAGACAUUACAGCACAUUGUGAUAAUAUUUGCAGGAUUUGGCUCUUAGCUGCUUCAAAGCUAACUUAUAUGUCCUGAAUGUGGUGAGUUCCUGGACGUAACAUUUUGAAAUGCUGCCCUAAAAAAUGCUGACUCUUCCACCUCUGCUGUAAAUUCAUUUGUAUCUCAACGAGAAAUUUUAUAGUAUGGACUAUGUAGGAAUGUUAUGUCAACCAAAAAAGAUUAUUAAGAUGGUCUUUACAUGGAAAAAAAAAUGAUUUUAACCCCCAAAAACAUUAAAAUACCCCUCAAAAACAUUGAAAUAAUCAUAGAUAAUAAGUCAUCAAUGAGUAAAGAUGAUGGCACAGAAGUAUAAGAUCUAUAAUCCAAACUGCAGAAAUUUUAUAAUGAAAUUUGGGGGUAAAUGGGAGGUUUGUGUCUACUACCCAGUUAUCAUAAAUCUUCAUAGAGAUUGAGCUGGCCAUUUCCAUUGUGAGCAGGGACUGAGAAAGAGAAUUCUCUUAUAUUUGUGAGUUUCAUCCCCAUUUAUGUGAUAACAAAGAACAGGUUAUCUUUGUCUGAAGUAUAAGGAAGAUAAAAACACUUUAAGCAAUUUUUCUGGAAAUGAGUAAACGUACAUAAUUUAUAUUUAAGUUAAUUCUUUAAAACAAAGGGGAAAAGAGUAACUGUCAUAACACAAUGAAAACUUCUAAUUAUGAUGGCUUGGAAUGGAAAAAAUUGGCUAUUGCAUUUGAUUGAUGAUUUACAAUAAAAUUUGUAAAAUCA